GGAGAGGGGAGGGUGGCGUCCACUGUGCGCCCUACGGCAGCGGGUUAAAUGUCUCUGGGUCCCGCCCGAGCUCGGGAUGCUGCGGGGAGCCCUGAAGAGCUGGCGGGUGUGAAGCCUUCGGCCUCUAAUUAACGUUGUUUGUGCAGAGCAUCCUCUAUCCCCAGGCCCUUUCCGCCCCCGACACGCAGCCAUCUCGGGGAUGGAGGGAGCCGGCUGGCGCUAACGGGCUUGGGCUCUUGCCGGCCCAUUAGCGAGCAUCGAAGGAGGGCCUCUAUUCAGUUAGUUAUCGCUCUUUGACUCUAUAUUUCCAACCAUUUGUUAAGCCAGGUAGAGAUGCAUCAAUUUGUUUCUCUCCUUUUAUAUUGCACCAUUCUGAGAUCCAUUGAACUUGGCACCUCUGUGGGUAUUAAGCUUCCUCAAUUGAGCUAACAUGAUGGAAAAAUACACCUUUUUGCCUGUCAAGAUGAGGCCUUGGUGUCUAGAAUGCUGCUCUAAUCAGGAAUUAAAAUGUCAUCUUGGGUUAAGGUUACCAGGGGUCAAGUUCAGAAACCUAUUGUGGAUAAAAGGCAUAGACCCGGAUGGAUUCCACGCCUUCUGGACAUAAAUCCUUAUAGACCAUACCAGAAAAGUCCUUAUUCUCCCCAAGAUGGUUAUUCAAAGGACUUUGAAGAUCUGAAUAGUUUUGAAGAACUAUUUGGACAACAGUAUGACUAUUCAACAGGAAAUGAAGAUUACUAUGAGAGAUAUCAGUAUUCCCAAAAAGGUCCCAGUCUGCAUGAGACCCCAGGGAUACCCGGAAGACAAGAGACAGAAGUGGCAGCCCAGCAGCCAGGUUCUUCCAGGCGACAGGAUCCGGAGCAUGAAUCCUCAGCAGUGGAAGUUGGCCCAACCGCCCCUUGCUCCCGAGAGAAGUGGAGAACAGCAAGGGCUGCAAGUGUGGUCCCCCCGGCAGGGGUAUCUCCUUUGCCGGUAGUGGAUGAUGACUAUACCAGGGAUGAUCGUAGGGAGAAGCUAUACCUACAGUUUUACCAGCAGAUACAGAAAGAGUAUGAUAAAGAAAGACCUUCUGACUGUAUCAUUGUGGCCAUCAGCAAGGAACAAACGGAAUAUGCAACAGUCAUAGGCCAUCGGUUGCAGGAUCAUGGCCUUGUGGUGGAAAUGAUAUACCUUACAUCUGAGUUGGGUCUCACACGCGCCCUCCAAGAAGUUAAAAAUGAUGGUUCCCCAUUUUGUAUUCUUGUUGAACAGUCAAAUGUAGCACUUUCCUCUUGCACCGUAAUCAUGCUUCAUGAGUCUAUCAAAAUACACCGUAAUAUGCCCAUGGAGGAUGCAUUGGCUCUGGUAGUUAAAGCAUUUGGGAAAAUUUUUGCUGAGCGUGAGCAGCAGGAGCGUGCCGAAAUUUCACACAAAGCAGCUGAUCUGGCGGAUGACUACCUAGAACGGGAGCUCUAUGGGAGUUACAGUGUGCCUCUAGGCGUUAGACAUCUCCUCUUUCUGUUAAGUGAGGGAAAAUAUUUAUAUCGUGAGGAGUUGAACUCAAUAAGUGACUACCUGAAGACCAGGAAAGAUGAGCUUGAAGCCCUUGUUGAACAAACUGAUCCUUCAACUGAAGUUGAAGACACGUUGUAUCAAGCAAACAUGAUGCCAAGUACAAGCACUGCCACCCAUACCUUAAGUAAACCUCCACCCCUUCUGCCGACACCCAACAGGAAUGUUCUUUUAGGCCAGUCGCCCCUUCCUCCAGCUAAACCUGCAUUGUUGGGUGAUAGGCCAUCAGGAGCUCUUCUUCCAACACCAGGGAUGUCCGGUGCAAAGGGUAAACCUCCACCUCUUCUAGCAGCACCUGCUAAAAGACCUGGUCUUCUAGGAUAUUCACCCCAUCAGCCUGCAAAACGACCACUACUUGGAGAGAAACCUGGACUUUUGCCAACACCAGCUGUUCAUGUUAAACCUGUGCAACACCAACGGGCAGCUAAACCAAAGCCUUUGCUUAACUGAGACGACAUCACAGACACCAUGACUAAUAAUGGAAUACAUUAAACCUAAUGGUGGCAUCCCUCUUCCAAGCCAGCAGAGAGCAUGAUAAACUUGUAUUGCUAGUGUCCGUACACCCAGACAAACUUCAAUGUAUCUCAUUUUCUGUAAUACACAUUCCGAUGGGAACUUUUUAAAAUUUCAGGGUGCUCUUCUGUUCAAACAAAAUUGGUAUUUGUGGAAGGUCAGUGUUGUAGAUUCAUGGUCUUAUAAAUUAGGAAUUGUUUAAAUAGGUAUGGUCACAAAAUAAACUAUUUGUUUUACACAACUCAUCACUGAUUCUUUUGUGGUUAAGUUUUACCUGACUCUUCCAUAUGAUUAUUUUAGAAAGAUAAGCAGACCCAGUCAGACUUCAUUUCAGGGCUUGUUCUGGGCAGGGAUGGAUAGAAUUUCUUUUUCUUUCUUGUUCUUUCUUUCUAAAUGUGAAAAAUCUAUGGGUUGGGAUUUUGUGUUUUUUAUAUAAUACAAAAGUGUUGCCUCUACUUUCCUUGCAUCUUCCUUGAGUAAAGAUAAAGACACGUUGACCAUAUCUCAACCCUUAUUCAGUUUGUCACUUGCUUAGGACUUCUAAUAUUUUUUAAAUAUUUUAAAAUGAGAUCUUGUGUUUAUUACUAUAUUAUGCCAUGAUAGCUUAUGUCUUCAAUGUGUUGGAAUGUUAAUCUUUCCAUUUCUAUUGUAACUUGAAGUUUAAUGGCAGGAUAUGAAAGGAUUAAGGAAAAUGCUGUACUAAUUGUACUCUCCCAGAUGCAAUUAAGUAAAUUAAUGUUGAGAACUACCUUAAUUUCCAUGUAGUUCCACACCAGUAAUGUACCAGAUUUAACUUGUUAAUUUAAAGCUAUACAGUUACAUUUUGUAAAAUGUUUAAAAAAGUAUUGUGUACAGUCAUUCCAUUGAAACAUGAAGUAUAGUUCCAACUAACAUGUAAUUUUUUAGUUAUCACAAAAAAUAACUAACUUGCCAAAAAUAGUUUAGCACCCAGUACCCACUUAUAGUGUCAAAGUUCAAAAUUACAAUACUAGCCCCUUAAAUAUUAUUUUUUUAUUGUGGGUUUCCCUUUCCUCUCACCUUUAUGAAUGACCCACACAAACAAAAAGGGAAAAUGGCAAUACAGCUAAAAGAAUCAGCUAGCUCAGUAACUAAACUUCAGACAAACACAAGUUAAAAGAACUGAAAAAACAUCUUUAACAUUUCAGUUAUACUAAUCAAGGUAUCACUUGUGAUAACAAUAGGUAAAAUGCUUUUUCAGACAAAAACAUGACUUUUUGUAAGUUGGUGUACCUUCCUAAGAAUAGGAAUUAACCUGGAGAGUUCUUACUUUCAUAUAAUUUUGUCAGUUGUAUAUGUUAUAAUUUUUCUUAAUCAUUUUAUGGAUGCAGGAUUUUCAAGUCUUAACACAUCCAGCUA
Terrapene triunguis (Three-toed box turtle) is the source of this 3438-nucleotide messenger RNA. Its product is annotated as nuclear receptor coactivator 5-like. The record is from RefSeq and is a predicted model, not a curated record. The transcript has 12 exons. The coding region runs from base 508 to 1998 and encodes 496 amino acids. NCBI's taxonomy places the organism in Eukaryota, Metazoa, Chordata, Testudines, Emydidae.